CCUGACCGCCAUGCAGGAGGCGAUGAAAGCCAGCGUCACGUGGGAACUGCCGGAAACGGAUCCGGACCUCGUGGGUGCUAAAAGUAGACUGGAGUUCUUGGAGUGCAAGAAUGAGCUACAUAUUGCCCUUCUGGUACACCGUAUUGACGUUGCGGAGCAUGCGCUGUACCGCACCAGGAAGGCGAACCUGGAGGUGUUACUCGAAAAGGAGAUACGUCGUGUGGAAGCUCACCUAAAGUUCCUGCUGGCUCUGGAUACCGGCGGCUGGAUGGCGGACAUCCCGAGCAUCGACCGCCAGACCCUGGUCGAGUUGGGUCAGCUGUACAAGCCUCGGGUGGAGGUGAAACUCGUCCUAAACGCCAUGUACAUGCUGCUGGGACUCGAUGAGUCCUUCCUGAAGAACUGGCGAAAUGUCCAGAGUCUACUUAGAGACCAAGAAGCGACGCUCUCGGAGAUGGCCCGUCUCGAGAAAUACCUGGAGAUCGAAAAGACCAGCGGCAACGUCAUCGUGGACAAGGCGGUGGUUGCCCGUGUUGAUGCCAUCCUUGUAGGCUACACAGAGGACAUGGUCCGAAAGGUCAACAACACGCUGGCAGCCUAUUUCAGAUGGGUCAGCAACAUUCUCACUACGAUGCGUGAUCUUCAGAGCUUACAAGCAUUGCCUAAGCUCCAAAGCUCUGUUAGCAGACAUCGGUCAUCGCGAGCAGAUCGCCUUCUCACAACGGCAACGCGUCUGUCCGCCCUUCCCUCAAGGGGAAACACCGCCCAGUUUUCUGUUCACAACACUAACGAGCAUGGAAAGACGUUAAGACAUACUGCACAGAAAGUCAAUAAAAUAUUUAGCCGACAACCGUCCGAAAAUUUUGAUCGUCUUCAAUCAGCAUUGGCUCCAAAAUCAGUGUUACCAACACGGGAACUUUCAAGACAUGUUGCUUCACAUUCUGGUAGGGUAUUGUUUAGGACCCAUGCCCAGUCGAUACAAGGAAGUAACGGUGAAGUGAGCAGAUCGCAAACACGCGUAUCUGUUAAAGAGGACCCUCAUUCAAGACUAAACCUGGAUUCCAAACGAAGUCAGCGUCCGAGUCGCGCAUCAAGACUUUUACCCUCUGCCACUGGGAUUAUUAAAGGUGCCAUUGAGGUCCUGCUUGACAAUUCUGACUGAUCACUUCGGGCACUGACCAUUUUGUACACUGACCACUUCGGACACUGACUACUUCGGACACUGACAACGUUCGUAACGAAAAAUAUUUGUUAGGUUAACGUGAAUAUGACUUAAAUUGGCUACUAUGUAUACGCGGUAUUACAUGAUAUUUCGGACAAUUUAUUUUCUGU
This is a messenger RNA of Dreissena polymorpha, 1332 nucleotides long. RefSeq lists its product as uncharacterized. NCBI's taxonomy places the organism in Eukaryota, Metazoa, Mollusca, Bivalvia, Myida, Dreissenidae. The transcript has 5 exons. Bases 11 to 1162 code for a protein of 383 amino acids. The record is from RefSeq and is a predicted model, not a curated record.